GCGAGAGAGAGAGAGAGAGAGAGAGAGAGAGAGAGAGAGCUUACACACUCAACUCGAAUUCAAAACCUUGCGCUGUCACAUCAAGCAGAGACCUUCAAGAAGAAAUGGCGGAGACACAGACACUUAAUUUUGGACCAGAAUGGCUCCGUGCCCUGUCUGGAGGUGGAAGUGGCGCAGGCGGAGGAAGCAACAGCAAUGCUGUUGCCUCGCCACCUCUCUCGCCUGCAUUGCCAAAGUACAAGCUUGCAGACUACCGUUACGGAAGAGAAGAAAUGUUAGCACUUUAUGUAAAAGACAACAAGAUCCCAAUAGAUUUGCAUGAUAAGGAGUUCCUGCCCAUUUUGCAAGAGGAGCCUUUGCUGCCUCUGGCACUAGUUUCUUUUACGGAGGAAGAACAGAGAAAUUUCUCCAUGUCUGUAAACAGUGCAACUGUACUGCGGCUGACAGGGCGAGGAGGCGGUCCGGUAGUGGGGACGCCUCGAGGCCGAAGUACCUCAAGGGGUAGAGGCCGUGGAAGGGGAGACGGAGGGUUUUACCAAAGAAGUUUUGAUGAUGUGGAAGGUUUUGGCCGUGGGGGCAGGGAGAUGCAUCGCUCCCAGAGCUGGGAGGAAAGGGGUGAUAGAAGGUUUGAAAAGCCAGGGCGGAAAGACCCAGAUGCUGCCCCAGGACAUUUCCAGAUGAAUCAUGUUCGAAACAACUACGAUGAUGCUGGGACGGGCGUGUCGAGGAAACACGAUUUCACACGCUCAGAGAGUGAGAAUUGGCGUACCUCUCGUGACGAUCAGAAUGAUGGGCCUCGGAGUGCAGUGUGGCAUCCAGAGCAGCGGCGCCGCGUCCCGUUUGACUCGCGAGAAGACGAACGCGGCUACAGGAGGACGCGUUCAGGCAGUGGGAGCCUGGACGACGACAGGGACGCUCUGCCGGAGUGGUGUCUGGAGGACGCAGAGGAGGAGGCGGGCACCUUUGACUCGUCAGGGGCCUUUCUCUCACUCAAGAAAGCCUCCAAAGAGCCCAUCCUGGAGGAGGCAGAGUUGGAUUUUAAACCUUUGGAAGAGUGUGAGGAAUUCCUAGAGGAGGAAGACAGCCAACCCAAGGAGACCAAAGAAACAGAAACAGAGGCUAAGCAAGAUUCUGACCGGAAAGUAUUCACAGGAGUGAGCAGAGUGUUAGAGAAGGCGCCAUCUGUCCACUCACCCGCCGUUCCGCCAAUCCCAGAGGACCAGGCGACUCCCAAGUCUGUGUCGCCAAGCCAUCCCAACAGAACGGAAGAAUCCGAAAGGCCAGCCGAAAGACAACCUCCCCUGGAGCGACUGCCAGAGCCCUGCCAAGUUCCCCUGCACGUCCCAUUGUCAAACAGCAUGUCAAUACCCAUGACCCAUAUUUCCACCACCCUCCCAGAAGUUCGCACACAGUCAUCCACCAUGCAGAAGCCCAUGGAGGUUCUUGUGGCCAUGAACAACCAUCUUCCUUUUUCAUCAAGUGUGUUAGCACCAAUAUCGAGGCCCACCCCCAUGUCACAUGACACAGAUGAAGAUGAGGGGUUGAAGCACUUUGAGCAGGAGGCAGAGAAGAUGGUGGCUUACCUCCAAGAUGGUGUGGUGGAUGAUGACAGACUUGCAACGAAAACCUCUGAAAAGCCCAAACCUGCAGGUCUGCCACUCACCCACAAGGCUGCACUCAAGUGGUUUUACAAAGACCCUCAAGGGGAGAUACAGGGACCAUUCAGCAACCAGGAGAUGGCGGAAUGGUUCCAGGCAGGUUACUUCACCAUGUCUCUCCUGGUUAAAAGAGGCUGCGAUGACAUCUUUCAGGCCUUGGGGGAGAUGAUGAAGAUUUGGGGGAGAGUCCCGUUCACGCCGGGCCCAGCGCCUCCACCUCUACAGGGCGACGCCGAUCAAGAAAGGUUGAAGAGACAACAGGAGCUCACUGCGCUCAACCUUUACCAGUUACAGCAACUUCAAUAUCAGUACCUCUUAAGGCAGCAGUAUGCUCAGGCCCUGGCUCAGCAGAAGGCUGCAGUGCUGAGCUCAGCGCCUCUUCAACAGCAGCAGCAACACCAACAGCAGCUCAACCUGCUUCAACAGCAAUACCAGGCUCUCAAGAUAAGAACAUCUGAGAGCCCUCUACCUCCCGUGACGCGUUCCCUAUCUGUCCCCGACUCUGGUUCUGUAUGGGAAAUGCAGAAGCCGUCUUCUCAGGUUCCUUGCACACCAAACCUCCCGCCAGCUACGUCAAGCACAUGGGAUGGCAGCAGUGUGUGGGACUUGCCCAUAGAGUCCAUGGCAAAGGCGCCAACCAUUGAGCAGAUGCAGCAGUUAGAAAAGUCAAAGGCUGCAAAGUUGGAACUGGACAGGCGUGAAGCUGAAAUGAGAGUCAAAAGGGAAGAAGAAGAGAGGAAGCGUCUGGAAGAGGCGCUGCGGGCUCGUCAAGAGGAGGAGCGCAAGCGCCUCGAGGAGGAGGAGUUAGCGAGACAAAAACAGGAGGAAGCGCUGAGGCGGCAGCGAGAACAGGAGGAGGCACACCGGAGACAAAAGGAGGAGGAGGAGAGACUGGCACAAGAGGAAGCCCUGCGAAGGCUUGAGGAGAGGAGAAGAGAGGAAGAGGAAAGGAAGAAAAGGGAGGAGUUCCUUCGCAAACAGGAGGAGGAGCGCAGAAAACAAGAGGAGCUGGAAGCAUUAAGGAGGCGCGAGGAGGAGAAGCGAGCAGAGGAGGAAGCUGCGGCGGCCGCUGUGGCGGCGGCAGAGGCGGCGGCAGCCGCUGCAGCAGCUGCGGCUGCGGCCGCCCUAGCUCAGCAACAGCAAGAGGAGCAGAAGAGAAGGGAGCAGGAGGCGCAGCGACAGCAGGAGCUGCAGAGACAGAGGCAGCAGCAACAGGAGGCUCUGAAGAGACUGCAACAGCAACAGCAGCUUGCACAAAUGAAGCUACCGCUGUCAUCAAAGUGGGGUCAUCAGUCUGCCAACACGAGCAACAAGAAUCAAAACACCUUGUCAUUAGCUGAGAUCCAGAAACUGGAAGAGGAGCGGGAAAGACAGGCACUCGAAGAGCAGCAACGUCAGCAGCAGGAGCUCCUGAAGCUUCAGCAGCAGCAGGCGCUGCAGCAGGCGCAGCAGGCUCAGGCCAAGCUGUCGGGGUGGGGCCACGCCGCCAAACAGGCCCCUGUUACUAAGUCCCUGCUGGAGAUUCAGAGGGAAGAAGCGCAGCAGAUGAAACAGAGGAAGGAGCAGCAGCCGCCGCAGCAGCAGCAACAGCAACAACAACAACAGCAGCAGCAGCAACAACAGCAGCAGCAGCAACAGAACCACAUCUUCAGCCAGCCGGCCCGACCGCACAACAGAACUACAUCUCUGAGCAACUCCGUUUGGGGAUCCGUGAACAUCACGCCCUGCUCAAAUUGGGCGGCGGACUCGAGCGGGAUCUGGGGGGACACGCACAACUCCAACAUGGGCUUCUGGGACGAAGCCGUGAAGGAGGCCGUCCAGCAGCCUACGCCCACCAGGAAAGGAAAUGCGCAGAAAAACAAGGGCAAUGCCAAUCUCGGUAAUUCCUUGAGUGGGCGAGCAAACAAGAAGGCAGAGGAGGAAGAGAAGCUGCUCAAAUUGUUUCAAGGGGUCAACAAGAGUCAGCAGGACAGUUUCAUGCAGUGGUGUGAGCACACUCUGCACAGCCUCAACACCGCCAACAAUCUGGAUGUUCCUACGUUUGCAUCGUUCCUGAAAGAAGUGGACUCGUCGUACGAAGUGCACGACUACGUCAGGGCCUACCUGGGGGACACUCCCGAGGCCAAAGACUUUGCCAAGCAGUUUCUGGAACGUCGUGCCAAACAGAACGCUAAUCAGCAAAAAGCGUCGCCCCCGCAGAACCAUCCGCAAGCCCUGAAACAGCAGCAGGAUUCUGUGUGGGGUGGGACGGGAUCAUCAACGCUCUACCAGGCCAACCACACAAGUGGUCAGCAGAAGCAGCAGCAGCGCUUUGAAACGGUCACCUCAGGGAAGAAGAAAAAGAAGCAAAAGAUGGUCCGUGCGGAUCCAAGCCUUCUAGGUUUUUCUGUUAACGCAUCGUCCGAGAGACUGAAUAUGGGGGAGAUUGAGACUGUGGAGGAUUUUUAAGGGAACGCAGCCAAGCAAAACGGCCACGAAAUGACUCAAACCCCUUCCCGCCCUCGACCGCAGCUGCCAUACUUUUUCAUCUUUUUUUUCUUUUACGGCCUUCAUUCAUUGUCAGACCUUAUCUGCCAAUAGCAAUCCAAAACAUCCAAAAUCUGACCAAAUGCCCUCCGAGGCUCUGCGUUCUUUUUCCAUCAAAUGGGACUAUGAAAUACAAUCAAUGCUUUUUGCCACAGUCGGCAGAAGUGCUAUUUUUCAAUUUGGCUUUUUUUCAAGUUACAGAGUUUAUAUCCAUUCUUCUAUUUAUUGAAUUUGAAUCCCCCCUUCCCACUCCCCAACAAA
Hippocampus zosterae (dwarf seahorse) is the source of this 4445-nucleotide messenger RNA. It is a transcript of the gene gigyf2, whose product is annotated as GRB10 interacting GYF protein 2. Bases 105 to 4106 code for a protein of 1333 amino acids. Gene Ontology annotation, molecular function: protein binding. The record is from RefSeq and is a predicted model, not a curated record. Gene Ontology annotation, biological process: insulin-like growth factor receptor signaling pathway. Gene Ontology annotation, cellular component: perikaryon; membrane; vesicle. Lineage: Eukaryota; Metazoa; Chordata; Actinopteri; Syngnathiformes; Syngnathidae. The transcript has 29 exons.